AUGAAAAAGCUCCCGCUAAGCCCGAAGAAACAGAUCAUCAACGCAAACCGCCACCUCCACCUGCGACGGAACAUCCCAAUCUUCUUCGAUCACGGUGCUAACGUGGACUCGACGCAUUCUAUAAGAGACGGACUAGCUCUGCUUAAGGCAGUCAGAAAAAGAAAGAACGUGCUAGUUGAGAUUCUCCUGCGGAAAACCACCGACCGCGCCCGCACAAGAGCUCUUGCGCUCGAGAUUGAGCAGGAGGACACAGUAACCGCUACCAUUCUUCUGACACAUGGUGUCUGCUGCGACUUUGAAGAGUCGGAUCGACCUCUUUCGGAAGAACCCUUGGCAUACCAAGACUACGACUACCUAGAUUUGAAGCUUUUAAGAGCAGAGGAUAUUACGCCGCCUCUUAUCCGGGCAGCCAGGCUGGGCAACGUCGCUCUGGUCAAAUUGCUACUUGCACACGGCGCUGAUGCCAACAUUUUUCUUACCAUGAGUUAG
This is a messenger RNA of Penicillium canescens, 489 nucleotides long. RefSeq lists its product as uncharacterized. NCBI's taxonomy places the organism in Eukaryota, Fungi, Ascomycota, Eurotiomycetes, Eurotiales, Aspergillaceae. The coding region runs from base 1 to 489 and encodes 162 amino acids. The transcript is spliced from 2 exons. The record is from RefSeq and is a predicted model, not a curated record. Gene Ontology annotation, molecular function: protein binding.